Messenger RNA from Leptonychotes weddellii (Weddell seal), 3385 nucleotides. The record is from RefSeq and is a predicted model, not a curated record. NCBI's taxonomy places the organism in Eukaryota, Metazoa, Chordata, Mammalia, Carnivora, Phocidae.
AGGACCCCCCGGGGCAGGGACCCCGGGUAGAGUCCCCCUGACCUUUUAAGUCCUUUUCCACAGCCCCUCUCCCGGGGCACGGGCAUGCGCUGACCAGUAGGGCAAGGAAGGCCGGAAUCAAUGUUUAAACACUGCAGUAGAAUGUGGGGGCCUCUCUCGAGACCGCCUGUACCCCGAUGGCCAGCCUGAUCGCCCCACGCUCCAUUUCCUGGCGUCAGGGCCUGCUAGAGCUCCCCACCCUACCCACCCGCAGGGCUUGUUUGCUGGGUUUUCCCGCCUCGUUUUCCCGCCUUCUCCCGCUGUCCAGGCGGGCAGGACUGCCCUGCCCCCUCCACCCUGCCUGCUCCGCUCUGGCCAGUCUUGGCGGGCACACAGUGACCCAUGCUGGGCACCUACAAAGUGCCUGGACACAGUGUUCGGAGCUGGGGGGGCGGCAACAAUGGACAAGGCCAACCCUGUUGGUGGUCUCCAGAAGGGUAAUUUCUUCUCUGGAGAGACAGGCAAAAAAUGAAUAAGUAAAGCAAAUCAUUUCAGAUACCACUGCGUGCAAUGAAGACAGGACAGUAGCUGGAGAGGCAUGUGGGGGUGCGCAGAGAGGACAUUCUGGUUGAGGUGGGCCUCUCUGAACGGAUGACAUUUGAGCUGAGAUCUGAGAUAGAAACCAAGGACAGAUGGGUCGAGGAGGGACGGGCAAGCUCAGAGGCCGGAAAAGGCUUAGAAAUGUAGGGGGAGCAGCCAGGAGGCCAGUGUAGCUGGGCAGAGAGGGGACGAGGUCAGAGAGGUGUCAUCUAAGGCCUCAAGGGGGCCUUUGGUCUUUAUCUCUUGAGAGCAGUGAGCAGCACGGGAAGGCUGUAAGCAGAAGAGUGAUGACCUCCAACUUCUGUGUGUACAGCUUUCUCUGGACCCGAGCAGAGUCCCUUCUAGGCACUGGUCCUUCUGCUGUUCUUUCCCCAAGUGGUAGGCAGAAGAAUGUCCCCCCUCUCCCAAAGCUAGUCAUAUCCUAAUCCCUGAGCCUGUGAAUAUGGUAGUUUCCGUGGCAAAAGGGACUUUGCAGAUGAGAUCAAAUUAAAGAUCUUCGGGUGGGGGAGAGUAUCCUAGAUGAUCCAGGCUGGUCCAAAAUCAUCACAAGCGUCCUAACAAGUGAAAGAGGCAAAAGGGCCAAGUCAGAGAAGGAGAAGUGACAAGGGAAGUAGAGGUUGGAAUGAUGAGACCCAACAGACAAGGAAUGUGGGAAACCUAUAGAGGCCAGAAAAGGUGAGGGACAGAUUCUCUCCUAGAACCCUAGAACACCUUGAUUUUAGCUGCUUAAGACCCAUUUUGGACUUCUGACCUCCAGAACUGUAGGAGAAUAAAUUUGUGUUUUUUAAGCCACUAAAAUUGUGGGGAUUUGUUAUAGAAGUCAUAGGGAACAGAUAGAGUCCAAAAUACAAAGUCCAGAAUUUGCUGUUAACUUUCUCCAACUUCAGGACUGCGUCUGUGCUACUGAGUGUCUUUCUGGACCCACAGUCAUCAGCCGAGUAUAGACCACAAUCUCAGGGACAGGUAUCAGGCAGGCCUCCCUGAGUCUGGGAGGCAGAUGAGAUCUUUCACAUUGAGAAUCGGCCACGGGAACCUGGCCUGUUCCUGGUGAGAGCAUAUCAUUUGUUUGCAUAUACUAUUGCAAAAACCCAACAGGACCAAAAGAGGGAAUACGUUCUUCAGGUGUAUUUGGAGCAGGGCUCAGCCCAGGCCCCUUGGAUAUCUCAAGUCAAGUAACUCAAAAAGAGGUCUGGUUUUCCCUGCAGAAAGAAAUGAGGGCCCCAUUUCUCCAGUCAUUUUGAGAAAGUUGGAGAGGUUGCCUAGGUUCGUUAACAAACAUGAGUGAAAGACUAUGCCAGGCCUCUCCAGAAGAAGCUUACAAACCACUCAGGGAGACAAGAUGGCAAUGUCUACAAAAGACAUCACAUGAAAUAAUAAAGCGAGAUACAACAAAGACAAUGAAGGAGGCCUGCUAGAGUCUGGAGAAUGGACACUUCCUGACACCUCUUCUGCUCCAGUGGCCCUCCUGCUUAGGCAUCAGCCCAUGGGCGAGUUAGGCACCAGGAAACCCAUCAGAGGGCGAAAGGCCUCAGUUUCCUUUUUGCAAAAUGAUACAUUCUUGAAGGUCGUUAAGUCACUCAACAAACCUAUUGACACCCCUCUUGUCUGAACCAGGCCCGGAGUAAAGCAGACGUUGGUGGGCACAAAGCUUACAGAGACUAAGUCCCACCCUGCAAGGACUUCCCAUUCAAUGGGGGAGACACAGGUGUAAAGAGAAAUGUCAGACGUGUAAGGAGAUGGUGUUCGUGUUUAGAUGGAGGACACAGUGCUCUAAGCAUUCAGUCAGGACACACCAGAUUUCAUGUCCUGGCCAUAUCUAUAAUUUUUUUCUAACGGACUGGUUGGUAUAGAGAGAGAGCCAUUAAAAUGACAAUGACUGUGUAUGAGCUUAACCAGUGUAUGAACCCUGAGAAGCACACAUACCACAUUUGGGGGCCAUCUGUUAGAGCAGAAAAGACCUUGGGGCUCAUUCCUCAUUCCUCCCCAUCUCUAAGUAGAGCUCGUAAGGAGCUCUUCCCACCCAGGCCUCUAACCUCCCGACAGGUGUUCCCUAUGGGGCAGGAACGCUAGGGCCUUGCGGUUGGUUUGGCUUAUUUAUCUGUUAUUUCCUAGGAAAAAGGGGUCAGGCUAUCAUUUCAUACACCAGUGAGGACUUUGGAAUUCCCAAGCUGUCCCACCCCUGCACAACAGCCUCAUCUCCCAUCCCGGCCACUAGGGACCCCCUUCCCAGAACGCUGGCUGGAUGAUGUCACAGACAGGUGACCUCACUGCGGCAAAGGAACCGGAAAUCUCAGUGGCAUGGGGGGGCAGGGAGAAUAUUUCUCUACCACCCCAACCCCCCAUGUCUGUGGUGAAGUCGAUCGAAUUAGUGUUGCCCAAGGAUGCAGUCUACCUAGCUGGCUCCAGCAUAAAAGGGCAGGUGGUUCUAAUCCUGAACAGCACCCUGGUGGACCCUAUUGUGAAGGUGGAGCUCGUGGGAAGGGGUUAUGUGGAGUGGAAUGAAGAAAUCGGGGCAUCCCGUGAUUAUAGUAGAGAUGUUAUUUGCAACAACAAGGCCGACUAUGUGCACAAGAUGAAGACAUUCCCAGUAGAGGAUAAUUGGUUAAGUGCAGGCAGCCACACCUUUGACUUCCAUUUCAGCUUACCUCCCAGGCUUCCUUCUACCUUCGCCAGCAAAAUUGGCCACGUCUUCUACUUCGUGCAAGCCUCCUGCAUGGGCCGGGAGCAUAUUCUGGCGAAGAAGAGAAUGUACUUGUUGGUUCAAGGGACUUCGGAUUUCCACAAAGAAAACCCAUUGCAGAGCUAA